CACUAUUACACCUAUGUUGUAUAAAACUUGAUUGUUGAGCAUACUUAUUUAAUCUCGAAACAUAAAAAGCAUAAUGAUUAAAGGUCAGUUUAUUAUAUUUAUAUAAAAAUAUAAUUGAGGCUUAUAUAUUUUUAAUCCGAUAAAUGGAACAGUAUGCAUUUUUUGCAGUCUAAUUGAAAACGAAUAACUUGUCACAUUUUGUUUAAUGGAUAUUGACCGUUUUAUUUCAACAAUUAUUCUAAUAUUUUCUGUACGGUUCGACUUAAUAAGCUGUGAACCUGGUAGACAUAAAUAUGAAUCGACUUGCACAGAAGAUGAUUCAGAAUAUUUAUAUUAUGGGGGUGAUGUUUUAUUGGGUGGUUUGUUUCCAAUCCAUCAACGUCGAAUUAUUGAUAAAGGGAUAUUACAGAAACCUCAAUUAACGGCAAACGGAUAUAAGCUUUUAGAAGCAAUGCUUUAUGCGAUCGAUAAUAUUAAUUCACGUGAAAAUUACUUAAACUUUUCACUGGGAGCCUUAAUUUUUGAUACAUGUGAAAAUCCAGAUAUUGCUUUUAUGCAAUCACUACAUUUUAUUGUUUUUGAUGAUCCGUUGGAUAAUGACACUAAGAAGACUGGUUUGGAAGAACAGUACACUCAAAGAUCUACUGAAACUUAUGUCACAGCUGUUGUUGGUGGUUCACAAAGUGAUGUAUCUAUUAGCGUGGCAAAUAUGUUAAAAUUCUUAGAUAUACCACAGAUCAGCUAUAUGUCUGCUUCAUCACAAUUAGAUGAUGCAGAUAAAUAUACGUAUUUUAUGAGAACAGUCCCCAGCAUUAGUAUGACAACUGAUGUGAUUAUUGACUUGUUGAGGAAGUAUAACUGGUUUUAUGUCAAUGUUGUACUGGACAGUUCCGAGCAUGGUGAAUCUAAUUAUGGUGUUUUUAUGGAGAAAUUAAAUGGAUUCAGUCAAAUUAUAUGUAUAGCUAAAAAUGUUCGAUUGAUCACCUAUCCUUUAGAUGCUAACGAUAUUGGUAGAAGAUUGAAAACGUUACUGGAUUCUCCAGCUUCAGUUAAUAUCCUGUUAGUAACAUCGUAUACUGCAAGUCUGGCCAUUAGUGAGCUUCUUAAAUGGAACCAGUCAGAUCUUGAUCGAUUUCUUUGGAUUGGUACAAAUGGUCUUAUCUCAACUUUCAGAGAAUUAUAUUUAACUGAAGAUUUCGAUCCAGUUUAUGCAGAGCAUUUCCAUGGAUUCAAAAAAUUUAUCUUAGUUUUACCACAUUUACCGGAAGAGAAGAAUAUGAAAAAAUAUUCUAUUAACUUAAAAAGGACAGUUUAUUUAACCAACUGGACAAAAUCUUACAUAAUGCAAUUUUGUGGCUGCUUACCAAACGUAGUUGAUCCAAAUAAUUUCACUGGUCAAGUUUGUAAUGCCGAAGAUGAACAUGAAUGCUUAUCAUAUCUUUAUAGAGAUUCAAUUUAUUACGUACCUCAAGUAGUCAACUCUGUGUAUGCGAUAGCAAAUGCAUUAAAACAAGUAUUUACACAGUAUCCGAUGUUGAAAUGGCAUCAUAAAUCCCGUGAGCAAACGAGAAGGUUGCUUUUAAGUGAAUUACAAAAAUGUCAGUUUGAAGGUUUUGGCAAUGAAUCGUUUUCAUUCUUCGAUAAACGAAAUGGUCAACCGAAUUUUACAAUAUUAACUUUUGUGCCAAAUACAUUUAAAUGGAAAGUAUUAGCUCAGUAUGAUGAAACAAGAUCUCCAAGGUUUUACUAUAUCAAUGAAAAUAUUUCAUCUUAUAUUCAAGAAACUAUUCCAGAAUCUGUAUGUUCUAAACCAUGUAAUGUCGGUCAAAUAAAACGUAUUGAUUGGGGUCGUUCAUGUUGUUGGAUUUGUAUAAAUUGUUCAUCUCAACAAAUUGUUACUUCAGUAAAUUUGAAUAAAAAUCUUAACAAUACAAUAAAUAACAAUAUUACAAAUAAAAGCACUAGUAAUCCAAUGGCAUCUCCUAUGUGUCAAUUUUGUAGUCCUGGUUAUAGACCAAAUAAAAAUCAAACAAAAUGUCAACUAUUACCAAUAAAAUAUAUGUCAAUAUAUGAAAAAGUUGCACAAAGCUUCGUUGGAAUAUCAUCAACUGGUUUAAUUCUAUGUUUAAUUGUAUCAAUUAUUUGUAUUAAAUAUUGGAAAACACCAAUAAUUAAAGCAUCUGGUAAAGAAACAUCUAUUAUAUUAUUUAUUGGCAUUAUAUUAUCAUAUAUAUCAGGUGAAUUAAUUCUUGCAUUAUCUCCAUCAUUGUUUAUUUGUAAUUUUGCAAUAUUUUCUGUUGGAUUUUGUACUACACUUACCUAUUCAGCUAUUUUGGCCAGAAGUUCACGGAUCAAUUCUAUAUUUCAAAUAAAUGAAUUACAUUUAAUGAAACCUCAAAAAAUUUCUGGUCAAAAAUCACAACUACUUAUCAUUGGUAUAUCAUGUUUAAUACAAUUUAUUAUAUUAAUUAUUAUAUGUAGUAUUACACCAACUAUACCACAAUUAAUACUUUCCGAUUAUGAAUUAAAUCCACAAUUAAAAAUCAAUAAAAAAUCGAUAACAAUAUAUGAAGAUGAUUAUUUAAUCAAAAUCAAUAAUCAUCAAAAACGAUUAAUAUUACAUGGAUUACCAAAUAAUUUAAUAUUAUGUUUUCCAUAUUUUGAUAUAAAACAAAUUAUUACUAUAUUUAUACCAUUCUUAUUAAUGUGUUUAUCAACUAUAUAUGCUUAUAAAAUUCGUAAAGUACCAAGUGGAUUUAAUGAAGCUAGAGCAUUAGCAUUUGUGAAUUAUAUUAAUUGUAUUUGUUUUAUUACAACACCUAUACUUAUGUAUUAUGCUAGUAAAACAAUGUUAGAAUUAGUACCGUUAAGUUUUUUAUUAAUUUCUACGGCAACUAAUGAAUUCAGUGUUUUGAUCUUACCAAAGAUAUACAUUAUUCUAUUUCGACCAUAUAAAAAUACAAGAGCCAGUAUUAUGCAACGUCUUAGAGGACUUAGUCAAGUCGAAUGUACGGAGUGGAUUAAUGAGGUUACGUCUAGGAGUUCGUCUGGUAUAUUUAGUAUAUCUAGAGGUAAAGUGCUAAACCCUUGGCUAAAAAUACGAGAACUGUCUUCAAAAUCUCUAGGUAGUCCAGCAUCCAUAAUGAAUAAUCCAACAACACUGAAAAAUCAAAAAUUCAAGACAACCGAAAAGUGUUUAAUUAAUGAGUUCUCAUGUGGCACAUCGCUCAUAAUACAGUGCUACAAUGUAAAAUCACCUACUAAACAAGUACAGAAGAAUUUAAUUACAUCUCAAAUGAGACCAAAAGUUGUUUCUUUUGUGGAAAAACCCAAUACCGAAGAAAAUGACAAUGAAUGGAUUACUUCACAUCGGACAAUGAAUUUAGUUACGAGCGAUUAUAGUCGUGUAGAUGGAAAUAAUGUUGAUUCUAAAAAUGAUCACAAAGUUGAUACCAAUAAUUACGUAAACUAUAAAAACCGAAUACUUUAGAAGUAGUAGAUAAAAUACUGACGGGGAUUUUCAAACGUUCCACUGAAAAUAAGAGCGGAGUAUAUUUCGCAAAGGAAUUUUCCUUGUCUAUACUUUCUUCAAGUUCUUUCGUUUUGAUUGAAAAUAAUCUUUAUUACUUCAUAAUUUCUACGGCUUUUUCAAUUUGUGUGGAAUUUCAAAAUCAUGCAGAGAAAUUAUUGUUUGUUCAUUUAAAAAGUUAAUAAUCAGUUUUGUUUAAUACGUUCGUUGUUAUUCUUGAUUUGUUAGAAUUUUUCCAUUGCAAAAUUACUUACAUUGACCAAUAAUUAGACAUACAUAUUGUUAAAACGAGUACACGCAAAAUGGAGCAAUGAUUCAGACUACAAAUGUUUUUCUUAAUAUUUAAAAACGAUUUCGGAUAUUCGUUUGGGUUCAUGUUGAUUCAAAUUAAUUAAAUAGCUAACUUGAUGACGAAAAAUAGUGCAACUACGUUUACAAAAUCACAUACUGUUUUCAAGUAGACCAAUUUAUACUUAGUUAUUUGAAAACCGUGAUUAAUUUAUCUCAGGUAACCUAGAUGAAGAUUAACAAAUGGUGGACAAAUCUUAACUAUCAGUAAUCAGCAUUACCUAUGAAGCGUAAAAUGUUUUUAUGCUUUUUUCUCAUACUUGCAGUGGCUUUGCUUCACCAGUCGUUCACCUCAACAACCGUUAUAAUGUAAAUCUUAACGGUUUUUGAAGUCAGAAGGCAAAGAGAAGCGGCUACUUCAGUUUAUUAGCGGAUAGAACGAACCACAAAGUCAUAAGCACAUCAAACGAAUUUUGCGCAGAGAGGUGAAUAAACAUAUGCGAGCAAUUACAUAGGCAGAUUUGUAGUCAAAUUGUAUAAGGGAGCAGCAAGGUAAAACAAAAGCUAAUGUUAGGAUUUGAGUGCAUACAUAUAUAUGGGGAGGAGGAGAAUCAUUGAACGAUAUUUAAGCGAUCAACAUUUUAGCUAGAGUCUGUCAUGUGCUCUAGUAUCCAUAACACUACAAAGAAAUAUGCGAAUUGUUACUAUUCUAACAACAUUGUCUGUUAAGUAAGUUAAUAAAAGGGCCUAACCAAAAUUAACCACAAUCGAAAUUGGUUGUAGGCCAUUUGCUAUAUACUUUCAUUUUUAGUGUAGCCUAAAUGUAUAAGAUUAAUACAUGUAUAAAACAGUCUACUAAGAUCAUAUUUUGAAAGAAGAUGAAAUACAAUGAGGAAGUAAAUGGAAGGUAUGUGAAAAAGAAUUGUAUAAUGGUUCAUUCAGGCGUCUUUUGGAAAUGUUCAGCGAAUCUUUCCCAUAAUAAAGAAUACAUAUACUAUAUAUGAUACUGGUAAUGAAUUAAUCAACCAACUAAAUUCAUGAACUAUAAAGGUAUCUUGAGGAUUUGAUGCAUAUUACCAAAGAUUAGUUAAUAUGAAUUGUAAUUCCUAAUAAUCUAACUUCAUAUAUUUGUUUGUUUAUUAGAUUAUAUUUCCGAACCCAUAAAUACUUUCUUUGAGUAUACCUUGAUUACAUUUAUUCAAUUUUCACUUUAUGGUUGAAAUGUAAUAUUCGCUCCAAUUCAUUCAUAAUGGAAAUUUCUAAGUAAGCAAACACUGUCUUGUCACUGUGUCUCAAACUGUCUGACAUUGAUGCAGUUGAAAUCAAAUAUUUUGUCGUGUUAAACUGAUAUUUGAUCCUAAAGCAUGUCGAAGUGAUGGAAAAUGCAGCAGUAAGCGAAAUUGGUAGCGACAUAGUAGUCACUGACUACUAAAAAUCAACCUAAUCGCGUAAAGUAAUUGAAAAUCAUAUUCACAUUACUGGUCGGAAUCAACAAUAUCGAGGCAACUAAAGAUUUAUUUCAAGCAUUGUAGUCAGAGGAUUGGAUAACUCUACAGAACUGAUGAAAAAUUACUUGAAUUUUUAGGUUUUGACUGUGAAAAAAUUAGCUAUCGUCUCCAGACAAUAGUCUGUUACGUCUGGAAAAUUCUAGUUUUCAGUUCUACACAGUAGCAUUUAGAGAGAACAUUUGUAUUGAACUUGUUAUUUAAUACCAUUAAGUUUAGUAAGACUGACG
Molecule: messenger RNA, 5552 nt
Organism: Schistosoma rodhaini
Lineage: Eukaryota; Metazoa; Platyhelminthes; Trematoda; Strigeidida; Schistosomatidae
Source: the annotation of a GenBank genome assembly